Messenger RNA from Lingula anatina, 3944 nucleotides. Its product is annotated as E3 ubiquitin-protein ligase pellino homolog 2. Gene Ontology annotation, molecular function: protein binding; ubiquitin protein ligase activity. The record is from RefSeq and is a predicted model, not a curated record. Lineage: Eukaryota; Metazoa; Brachiopoda; Lingulata; Lingulida; Lingulidae. Gene Ontology annotation, biological process: protein polyubiquitination; regulation of Toll signaling pathway.
AACGAUACUCAAGUACGAGGAGUGACUCUGCAUGUUAGGAACUAGGUCAUUUGUUGCUCGUUUGUUUUCACUCGAGAUUUUUCUCACAAUGUUGCCUUUUUGAGACUUGUAGGAUGAGAUAUAGUUACAUUAUUGGGUAGUUGUGAUGCCAGAUACACAACAGAUAGCCCUAGAAGAUCCAAACAAGCAGAAGUUACAACAAGUCCCUCAGGAGCCAGCUAAUAAUGGGGACACAAAGCAGACAGAUCUAGUCCAGACAGUGAAGGAGCAAUUACCAGAGGUUGUUCCUCUGGAAACCAAAUCAUCACUCAAGGCAAAACUCAGCCUUGGGGAUGAUGAUAAAAAACAUGGAAGUCCCAAAAAGGUGACCCCACUGAAGUAUGGGGAGAUAGUGGUGCUAGGAUACAAUGGGGUUCUUACCCAAGGGGACAAGGGGCGAAGAAGGAGCAAGUUUACUUUGUGGAAGCGCCAAGAGGCAAAUGGUGUCAAGCCCUCUAGAAAACACAUUGUAAAAAACCCACAGGCAUCACACGUUGUUCAAGAUUCCAAGCAGCAUUCUGUGUCUUUCACCCUGUCCAGAAAUCAGGCCAUAGUAAUAGAGUAUGUACACAAUGAAGAUACUGACAUGUUUCAGAUUGGCAGGUCUUCUGAAGGCCCCAUUGACUUUGUUGUCAUGGAUACUGUGCCUGGAGAUCAGAGGGUUGAUAAUUACACAGUGUCUCAAAGCACCAUAUCAAGGUUUGCGUGUAGGAUUCUUGUGGAGAGGAACCCUCCUUAUACUGCAAGAAUAUUUGCUGCUGGGUUUGAUUCUCAUAGAAAUAUAUUCCUUGGGGAAAAAGCUACCAAAUGGCACACAGAUGGAGAGAUAGACGGGCUGACCACCAAUGGGAUCCUCAUCAUGCACCCAGUGGGUGGGUUCACAGUGGAUGCCAAGCCAGGGGUGUGGAGAGAGGUGUCUGUAGGGGGUGGCAUCUAUGCACUCAGGGAGUCCAGGUCUACACCUGGGAAGAGUUGUGUGAUUGAAGAAGAAGACAAUGUUCUUAGGGAUGGAACCCUGAUAGAUCUGUGUGGUGCCACUCUGCUGUGGAGGUCUGCACUGGGCUUACUAGCCUCACCUAGCCCAAAAGAACUUGAAGAAGAAAUAAAAAAGAUCAAUGCAGGUCGGCCCCAGUGUCCCGUUGGUCUGAACACUCUAGUCUUGCCCCAUAGGCAGAGUAAGGGCACACUGAUGGCCACAGAGAAACAGCCCCAUGUCUAUCUCUACUGUGGGCAUGUGCACGGAAUGCAUGAAUGGGGACAGAAGGAAGAUGACAAUCGUCAGUGUCCUAUGUGUUUGAAGGUUGGUCCAUUUGUGCGCCUGCUUCCAGGCAGUGAGACUAGCCUGUAUGUGGAGUCUGCUCCUCCUACACACUGCUUCAGCCCCUGUGGGCACAUGGCGUCUGAAGAGAGUGUUAAGUACUGGUCCAGUAUUCCUAUUCCACAUGGUUGUCAUGGCUUUCGUGCAGCAUGUCCUUUCUGUGCUAUGCCUCUCUCAGGUGACCCUGGCUAUAUGCGCCUCAUUUUCCAGGAUAAUGUGGAUUGAUGUCAGGAUUUAGAUAUUAUCAAAGAUGACUUGGAAUGUUAUUAGCUUCGUAUCACUUUCAUGACAGUGUAGCUUGGUUUCAGGAUUAGAUCUCUUCAAGGAUAUUGUGGAUUGUUAUAACAUUCAAAGUAAUUUUUUGGAAAAGUGUACAUUAUAAACAGGACUUCAAUGAUAUUCCAAGAUAAUGUUGAUUUUUCUUUGCUUGAACAAUAUUCAAGAUAAUGUAGAAUGAUUUCUUGAUUUAUUUCACUCUCCAGUAUAAUGUGGGUUUUUGGAUGUAGUCAAUGUUUAGGGUGGAAUUGAAACAAUUUCAGAAGAUAAUAUGGAUUGGUAUCAGGAUUUUAAUUAUUUUCAAACCCAUAAUGUUCACAAGAGGAUAAAACAUUUGGCUGGCAAGCUUCGUCUAUUGACAGAGUGUUUUUUUUAUGUGUCACAUGCAUAUUUUCUGAUCUUUCUGUUGAAUGAUGUUGCUGGUUUGUAAAAUUGAAUGAACUCUAGGGAUGUGUGUUGGAUGCUGUUUGGACAUUUUACUUUGCUCUUAGAUUGUUGUCAUUUUGCUGUGUCAGCAAAUAUGCUACAGCACAAGAAGGAAAAAUAAUGCCUACACAGUAGAGUGACUGUUUGCAUCUUAAAGUACAGUGUGAUGUCAUAACAUAAUUGGAAUGUCAGACAUCACAAAUGUAUAAGGCAAUUAAUUAUUUGACAAUUGCUACUUGCUCUUCAACCAUUUUAUAUAAAUACAUCUCUGAUGAACUGAAUGUGUAGAUAUGGGGGAUUUAGCUAUCUGUGUCAAAGCAGAAUGGCCUUUGAAUUAUAGCAUUAUUCAUGUAUAUAUUAACUUUGAUAUUUGUAGCUUUCAUAGAAACACAAUUCUUAGUUGAAGUGUAAAGAUACUGUAUUAGAAUAUUUCAUUGAUACAAUGGAAAGAUUUACCAUGGAGCUACUGAUUUUCAUUCAAAUGCAGCAAUCAGAGUUCAGUGGUGUAAUGGACUAUAAGGUUGAGCUACAUAAAGUUAUUUAUUUGUGUUAAUGAAAUGUCACAGCUGAAUGCAAACCUCUAAGACUACAGUGGAUGUUGUUUUAUUUAUUUUUUAUUUGUCAUUAUUGUUAUCUUUUUUUUUCUUUUUGAUACCAUUAUUAUUAGGACAUUUUAUGAAGUUGCUGCUGUGCUUAAAAAUUUAUUAUUUGAUAAAAAUUCAAGCAAAACAACAAGGAGUGAUACCAAAGGGGGGCUGAUAAACAUUGGUUUCACUUUUUGAUUAAUAUUGAUGCUUUUGCAUUUGAUAAGCUAAUGCUGACUGCUAUUAUUUUAAGAUUUAAAAAAGACUGUGUAUUUGAUAAAUGUUUAUAUUUGCAAGAACACUGACUUGUCUUAAAGUGGUUUGGACCAUUUACCUUUCAGUAUUAUAGCAAGGUUGUGUAACCAGCCACCUUUUUUUCUCAUCUAUUCGAAUACCAAUGUCUAAAUUAAGCAUAAGAAAAAGCUGAUUAUUUCAGUUUCAAUUUUUUUUCUUUUCAUUUGCUGAGCUUGCAUUUAUGAAUUUAUGAUAGAAACUGUUGAUUUCUUGUAAUAUGAAAGUCCCUACUUCCAAGGGAAUAUAUGAAGGGUCUUUAUUUCUAAAUAUUAUAUAUUGUUGACUGGAUGUUUUUUUUACACACUUUGGCUGAGUAAGUGGCUAUACAUUUUAAAGCUUUUGCUUAGUUUGCUGUAUUUGAAAAGCUUGAUCCUUGGAUAUUGACUUUUUUUGACUGGACCAGUGGAUUAGUUGACUGAAUUGUGCAGAACAUGCUGAACCAAUGUAACGGUAAUAUUGACAGUAACAUUUCCUGAAUGCCACGCCAAUGAAUAUUGCACAGCAUGGAUCUAGUUUAAAGUACAAGAGGUUAUUUUUCACAGUUUUAUUGGUACUAUUUUUUCUGAUAACAUUUAUCCUAUAAGUCUAAUUAAAAAACAUUUGCAGCCCCUCAUACUUUAUUGUCGAAAUGAUACUACUAUUACACUACAAUUUCAGUGCAGAUAACACUGCUGCAUAUGUGACAAUACCUUCAGCAGUAGGUCUGUUAGAUCUUUAAAUUGUGAACAAAUUUAAAGACAAACCAUGCAGUGUUUUGAUCAGUUUUUUAUUGACAAAAGCUAGGAAUUGAUCCUUUGUCUGAUAGUUGUAAUUUGUUGGAUUACAGACACAUUAAGACAAAGCAUUUUGGGAGCCCACUUUGAUCUAUCAAUCUUCUAGUAGCAGCUAGCUAUUAUUAGGCUGUGCAAGAAGCAAGUAAAUGUUCAGCACAAAGAUCAUUUCAUACUGUAACUCUCUUUGUAGCAUCACAUAGGGUAAGGAAUAAACGUCCUGUUGUGUUUAAAUAA